Molecule: messenger RNA, 1743 nt
Organism: Rattus norvegicus (Norway rat)
Lineage: Eukaryota; Metazoa; Chordata; Mammalia; Rodentia; Muridae
Gene: Saa4
Product: serum amyloid A4
Exons: 4
Coding region: 134-526 (130 amino acids)
Cellular component (GO): extracellular region; cytosol; BLOC-2 complex
Source: RefSeq, marked provisional
GGAGAGAAGGUUCCAGAAGCCCAAAUCCCUCUGAAACUUCAGGCAGAGAAAGGGUCAUUGCUGUCGCAUUUUUCCAGGGAGGUCUUGCUCAUGGUUUACUUCUGAGAUCCAUUGUAUAUAAAGUUGCAGCGCCAUGAGGUUUGUCACCGUCAUUAUCCUCUGCUCUUUGUUCCUGGGAGUCAGUGGUGAUGGCUUGUUUUCAUUCUUCAAGGAAGCCAUACAAGGGACUUGGGACUUGUGCAGAGCCUAUCGGGACAACCUAAGAGCUAACCACCAAAACUCAGACCAAUACUUCUAUGCUCGUGGGAACUUCGAGGCCCAACAAAGGGGGUCUGGGGGCGUCUGGGCUGCUAAAAUAAUCAGCACUGGCAGGAAGUACUUCCAGGGCCUCAUGAACCGGUAUUAUUUUGGAAUCAGGGACCAUGGGUUGGAAAGCCUGCAGUCUACUCAGAAAGCCGAGGAAUGGGGCCGCAGCGGCAAAGACCCCAACCACUUCAGACCCGAGGGCCUUCCUGAGAAGUACUGAGCCCGCCACUCAGGUUGCACUCAGAGGGCUGGGCUGUGAGCCACAUACCUCUCUCCUUGAUGUCACUCAGGUUGGUGUCCACAAGAACCACCGAGAAGCUAGAGAUACCCCAAACAACGGCCCGGAAGCACGCAGGCCCCUCACACAACCCCACCAGAUCUGCUUUAGCCUUUAGCCACACCAACUUCUGCUAAGCAGGCCCGAGCCAGCAAAGUAUUGUCCACCAUGCCAGGCUUCUCUGCAAAGUGGAGUUUGAUUGGAGAUGAGCCCUGGGCACCCGUCCAUCAAUUUCCUCCUACCUCAUCAUCUUCUGGUCACAACCCGGUCUCUGUUUAUUGUACUGUCACUCCCAUGCUUUUCUGAGUACUGACGCAACUCUGCCUUAUCAGUCACGUCCUAUCCACUGUCUGACUGCAGGCCUUGUCCCCUGUGACCUCUUUUCAGAUAGGGAGCUCUAUGUUGAGGAUGCCUCAUCCUAACCUUAGGAACCCUAACUUAGAAACUGCACUGGGGACCAGGGAUAUAGCUCAGCUGGCAGGGUGCUUGCUUAGCAUACACAGAUCCCUAGGUGGAUUCCCAGAGCUGCAUCAGCCUGGUGAUGGUAAAUACUUAACUGCGGGGCACGUGUGUGCACACGCACGCACACGCACGCACGCAUACACACACACACACACACACACACACACACACACACACCAGUGCCUAUCUCAGCUCAAGUUCUAACUACUCUUGGCCCAUGUUACCUAAGAAGUGGCUAUCAUAUCACCAUUUCUUGGCUUUAUUCUAAAGGAAAGUCUUUUGAUCUAAACGAAAGUCUACUUCGUGCUCCAGAAGGGGAGCAAGACACAACAUCACUGAGCAGGAAUAAAUGUAUUAAUUUACUCACAAAGCAAACACAUUCUUUUAGGGGAGGUCAUCUGGUUUGUAGGACCAGAAGGUACUGAUGAAGAGGGAGAGUCCAGUCCAGAGGGAAUAACUGCCAUGCCAAAGCCAGGUCCCUAGGUGGAAGACCAACCCCAAAGGAGUAGAAACAUUGCUUCCUCAAAGAAACAGAAGUGGGGAGGAGGAAGGAGCCCAUGGGAUCGAGGAUGAGGAACUUGGGGAUUCAACCUGCUCUUGUCACGUGUUGCUACUUUUAGAGUUUGGCAUACUUUGCUAUCUUGGCCUACCUGCCUAUCUGUCUAUAGGGAAAAUAUACUAAAAAACAAUGCCAUAAA